AUGGAGCUUCGGAGUGAUUUCGUGUCAACAAAGGCCCGCAAGAGAGUAUUGGCAAAGGCUCGACGGUGCAAAUAUGCCUCGAUGUGUAUGCUUUCAUUUUUGCCUUCGUGUAGGCGAAAGGGAAGUGAAGCUGCGGUAUUAUAUGAGUCUGGGUUACGGCAUGCGCUCAUGGUGGUGGGCUUUGCUAGUUGGAGAAGGUCAUCAUUGACGACAACGAUGGUCAUGGUGUUGCUUGUCACGAGAGGGUGGACUAAGUUGUGGGUUGAUUGUUAUGAAGGAGGUAGAUGUUCUACUUGCCGACAAGGUUGUUGGAUUCUUGGGGUAAUUGGAGUUGCUAGUUUCAAUGGGUAG
Molecule: messenger RNA, 351 nt
Organism: Ilex paraguariensis (yerba mate)
Lineage: Eukaryota; Viridiplantae; Streptophyta; Magnoliopsida; Aquifoliales; Aquifoliaceae
Source: the annotation of a GenBank genome assembly